AUGGGCUCGCUCAGCGAAGAUAACCGCAGCAGCUCACUCACUGCCGCGUCGACGGUGCUGGUCGCCGCAGCAGAUUUAAAAAAUCAAGAGGUGGUGGAGUUUAGUGUGAGGUAUGAAGACUACUUGAAGCGCACGAACCCAGCAGCAGCACUGGCGGCAGCCACGCAGAAUUCUCCGACACCCGGAGCUACGACGACUGAAACUGGAGCGGUCGGAGGCUUCGGAGCGCAACCAGCAACGAGUUCAGCCUUUGGAGCGACAGGAGGCUUUGGUAACACUCCGCCAUCUGCAUUCGGUGCUGCCUCUAGUGGAGGAGGCUUUGGAUCGUUCGCUUUUGGCUCAGCUACGGCGUCUACAACAACUGGCGGUUUUGGUGGAUUUGAAUCGCAGCCUGGUGCUCCCGCCACAAGCGGUGAUCUGUUUGGAAGUAGUGCAGCACGCCCUGCCACUGGAGGAUUCGGCGCACCGGCCACAAGCAGUGGUGCUGCGCCUGCUGCUUCGUCGGCUUUUGGGGCACCUGCCACUGGUGGUGAUUUUGGAUAUACCACCGGUGAAUUCGGUAGCAGUUUUGCGCUGCUCCAGCACCAAGGACACAUUCUACGCUACUCGACCUUCAACCCGUUUGCGUUAUUGCUUUACUUACCUCAGGAUGUUGUACGGCGUCUGUCCAAGGCCUCAUACUACUUGUACCUAUAUAACAACGUCGAGCUCGAAGUUGUAAGUGAGCGCUAA
Messenger RNA from Phytophthora infestans T30-4, 732 nucleotides. RefSeq lists its product as uncharacterized. Bases 1 to 732 code for a protein of 243 amino acids. NCBI's taxonomy places the organism in Eukaryota, Oomycota, Peronosporomycetes, Peronosporales, Peronosporaceae. The record is from RefSeq and is a predicted model, not a curated record. The transcript has 5 exons.